This is a messenger RNA of Cucumis melo (muskmelon), 958 nucleotides long. Its product is annotated as dual specificity phosphatase Cdc25. Gene Ontology annotation, molecular function: protein tyrosine phosphatase activity. The transcript has 3 exons. NCBI's taxonomy places the organism in Eukaryota, Viridiplantae, Streptophyta, Magnoliopsida, Cucurbitales, Cucurbitaceae. Gene Ontology annotation, cellular component: cytoplasm; nucleus. The record is from RefSeq and is a predicted model, not a curated record. The coding region runs from base 238 to 627 and encodes 129 amino acids.
GAGAGCAAUGAACUGUUUCUUAGAAGUAUAAAUAUAUAUAUACAUAUAUGUAAUCUUCACAUAGUAAUUAAUCUAAUCCAUUGAAGGAUUACAAAGUCAAAUUCCGGCCGUGAGUUCAUUUUGAGCUUCACAUACCAUCCAUCAAAGGACUUUCAAUCCGAUUGAUCAGCAGCAAAAGAUCAUUCAAUCUCCAUUCGUCGGCCAGAGAAAGACGAAGAAGAAGGAAUCAAUACCAAUAUGUCUCGAAACAUUUCAUACAUAACUGGCACUCAGCUUCUCUCCUUCAAACGCCGGCCAAAUGUCGCCAUCAUCGACGUUAGGGACGACGAGAGGAGUUACGAUGGCCAUAUUGCUGGAUCUCUGCACUUCGCUAGUGACAGUUUCUCUGAUAAGAUCUCUAAGCUUGUCCAAGAAGUGAAAGGGAAGGAUACGCUUGUUUUCCACUGCGCUCUUAGCCAGGUUCGUGGCCCGAGUUGCGCAAGGAAGCUUGCCAACUAUCUGGAGGGGAUUAAGGAGGAUGGUGGAAUAAAAAACAUAUGUGUUCUUGAACGCGGCUUCAACGGCUGGGAAGCAUCUGGCCAACCCGUUUGUCGCUGCAACAACGUGCCUUGCAAGGAGGGGAUGUAGGAUUCAGAAAAUUCAUCAAACAUCACCAUAGUUUUGAAGAAGAUUAAGGAGGGGAUAUGGUAUGAUAUUGUUAAAAGAAUUUUAUUUCAUAAAUAUGUGGAAUGCUAAAGUUGCAUUGUAUAUGUAUCCACUUCUGAUCAACAUGGCUAUUAUUGUUAUUAAGUUGGUGAACCCAGGGAUUCGUUUCUGCCAAGUCAGAUAAGAUAUUCCCAGGAUCCUUUUGCUACCAUGUUAGGAUACUUCCUAACAAGAAUUGAUAUAUGAAUUAAUGAAAGAACUAUCCUAACAAGAAUCGAUAUAUGAAUUAAUGAAGAACUACAAUAUUAUCCAA